This is a messenger RNA of Elaeis guineensis (African oil palm), 3842 nucleotides long. RefSeq names its product ubiquitin carboxyl-terminal hydrolase 9. The record is from RefSeq and is a predicted model, not a curated record. Gene Ontology annotation, molecular function: cysteine-type deubiquitinase activity. Gene Ontology annotation, biological process: protein deubiquitination. Lineage: Eukaryota; Viridiplantae; Streptophyta; Magnoliopsida; Arecales; Arecaceae.
CCCAAUUUUCUUAUUUUCAGCAGCCCUUGUUUAAUCUGACCCUCUAGAGGGAUCGUUCGUUCCGAAGCGGCUUUUUCUUUGUAUUUCGCAUCGGGUUUCGAAUCUCUUUCCGUCGAUCGACUUCUCCCAAUCUUUCUCGACGGAUACCUUUUCGAUUUCAGAAGCGUUUUCUCCUGGCUGGAAUUGGAGAGCUAGGGGUUUUGUUUGAUUGGAUUCUUGUACCAGUUUUAGUUUUGGCUGUUUGGGAUGACGAUUCCUAAUUCGGAGGGCUUCCUCUCGGCGGGAAGCUGCCUGCCGUGCACUCCCGAGGAGGAGAAAGAGAUUAUAUUGGAGUUGACCAGAGCCGCCGAGGCUAAUCAGAAGGAAGGGGAUCUGUACUACGUGGUAUCCCUAAGAUGGUGGAGGGACUGGCAAGAAUACGUGGGGUUAGACAGGUUCAGUGAGCACUCUAGCCAGGGCAAUCUAAUUACUCUGCCAAGACCUGGAAAAAUAGAUAAUUCUAAGCUUGUAUUAAAUGGAAUAGAUGCAGAAGGUAUUGAACUUGAUCUUCAGCGGAAUCUGCAGGAAGGAGAAGAUUAUACAUUGGUGCCCCAUGAAGUUUGGAAGAAGCUCCUUGAAUGGUACAAGGGAGGACCAGAACUACCUAGGAAAGUCAUUUCUGAGGGCAUCAAUGUCAAGGAAUUCAGAGUAGAAGUUUACCCUCUGUGCCUUAAAUUAAUUGAUGCAAGAGACAACACCCAAAGAACAAUUAGGAUUAGCAGAAAGGCUACAGUCAGCGAGCUUUACAAAACUGUUUGCACUCUCCUUGAGCUAGAACAGUCAAAGGCCUGUAUUUGGGAUUAUUAUGAAAAGAGCAAAAAUCAUAUUUUGAAUAACUUUGAUCAAACCUUAGAAGAAGCUCAGUUGCAGAUGGACCAGGAGAUUCUUUUGGAGGUGCAACCUGAUGAGCUUUGGCCUUCUAGUUUUGACACAAAUACAACAGGAAAUGAACUUGCUUUGGUCCCACUAGAACCAUCGAGGUCAUCUAUUACAAUUGCUGGAGGCCCUACUAUAUCAAAUGGUUAUUCAACUGGAUUUGGCACUCAUUUGCUACAGGGGAAUAAUUUUAGUUUGCCACUAAGGGAUGCAGAGGAUGGUGAUGACAUUUUAAACAAUGGGGCAAAAGUAGAUGGUCGCGGACUGACAGGAUUGCAUAAUCUGGGGAACACUUGUUUCAUGAACAGUGCCAUUCAAUGUUUAGUUCACACAGCCCCUCUGGUAGAGUACUUUUUGAAAGAUUACAGCGAAGAGAUAAACAAGGAGAAUCCUUUGGGAAUGCAAGGUGAGCUUGCAAUUGCAUUUGGAGAGUUACUAAGGAAAUUAUGGUCAUCAGGACGGACAUCUAUAGCACCACGUGCAUUUAAAGCAAAACUAGCUCGGUUUGCUCCCCAAUUUAGUGGAUAUAAUCAACAUGAUUCUCAGGAACUUCUUGCAUUUCUAUUGGAUGGGCUGCACGAAGAUUUAAACCGUGUAAUAAACAAACCCUAUAUUGAAGCAAAAGAUGCAGAUGGUCGUCCAGAUGAUGAAUUUGCUGAUGAAUGUUGGAAGAACCACAAGGCUCGGAAUGAUUCUGUUAUUGUGGAUUUUUGCCAGGGUCAAUACAAGUCAACAUUGGUGUGCCCAGAUUGCAGCAAAGUUUCUGUGACUUUUGACCCCUUCAUGUACUUGUCAUUGCCACUACCUUCAACAGUUACACGGAUGAUGACUGUUACCGUAUUCAGUGGUGACGGGAAUGCUCUCCCCAUGCCUUUCACUGUAACAGUACCAAAACAUGGUUGUUGUAAAGAUCUAAGUCGAGCCUUGAGUACAUCUUGUUGCUUAAAGAGUUCUGAAGCAUUAUUGCUUGCAGAGGUUUAUGACCACCGUAUCUAUCGGUACUUAGAGAAUCCUUUUGAGUCACUAUCUAGUAUAAAAGAUGAGGAGCAUAUCGUGGCCUACAGAGUUCCCACAAAUCAUGAUAAAUUACCGAGACUAGAGAUAAUGCAUAGGAGAACAGACAGAUUCUUAUCCGAGCCUCAGUUUAAUGUUCAUCGGAAGCUUAUGGGAACUCCAUUGGUUACAUAUUUAGCCAAGGACUCUAUAACUGGGGCAGACAUCCAUGCUGCAGUAAGUACUGUGCUGGCACCAUUGCUGCGAGAAAAAACUUUUCCGCCUACAAAUCGGGCCAAAAUUAGCAAAGAGAAUGGCUGCGGGCCAAGUUUAGAUGCUAUCGUUCUGACGGAAAAUGGUUCUUGUUCAAGUGCUGAGGACCUAUCCACAUCCAAUAUGGAAUCAGAAGAGAUAGCUAAUGGACUUCCAUCCUUACAGCUUGCCUUAACUGAUGAGAAGGGUGCCAGCAGGAUCUCUAUUUUUACUGAUUCUAGUAUUUUUCCUGGGUUUUGUGGAAGGGUAUUGAUGGACUGGUCAGACAGAGAACAUGAAUUGUAUGAUUUCAGCUUCCUUGAGGAUCUACCUGAGGUGUUCAAGUCUGGAUUUAUGUUGAAGAAAACACGGCAGGAAGCAGUCACUCUGUUUUCAUGCUUGGAAACAUUCUUAAAGGAGGAACCUCUAGGCCCUGACGAUAUGUGGUAUUGUCCUAGCUGCAAGGAACACAGGCAAGCAACCAAGAAGCUGGACUUGUGGAGGUUACCUGAGAUCUUAGUUGUUCACUUGAAACGAUUCUCUUACAGCCGAUUCUUGAAGAACAAACUUGAUACCUUUGUGAACUUCCCUGUUCACAAUCUUGAUUUAAGCAAGUAUGUUAAACACAGGGAAGUUGCUCCCCAUUCUUAUGUAUACAAUCUUUAUGCCAUCAGCAACCAUUAUGGUGGCUUAGGUGGCGGUCACUACACUGCAUAUGCAAAGUUAAUAGAUGAGGACAGCUGGUUCCAUUUUGAUGACAGUCAUGUUUCCCCUGCGAAUGAGGAUGAAAUCAAGACAUCGGCAGCUUAUUUGCUUUUCUAUCGGCGAGUUGAAGUUGAUUCUAAGAUGAGCAUGGAGGAAACAUCAUCCUCCAACUCACCAAGUUGCUGAGCAUGGAGUGGCGUGGACUUGAAGUUUUAAAGUGACGAUUCAAUUGUUCUGAUAUUGUUAACAAUAAUGGCCAGGUCACAUGAAUUGGCUGACUCUGCUGCUGUGGUGGUUAUAAUGGCCCUAGUAGUGGGGUGCCAUGCAAGCGAUUUGGCUUGUGAACUGGCCAUUGAAUAGCCAUUACUCUUUACAUGUUGAUAGGCGGGGAUUGGUGUCCAAAUUCUAGUUUAAGCGGUACAGCUGAUUAGGGGGUCCUCAUUCCUUUGAAUUAGAAAUUUUUGGUUUGAUCUUUUUUAUAUUCAUUUAGUAGUAGGCAUCAAUGAGGUUCUAUUUUUCUGUAUCUCCCCAUCUAGGGGUGAAAUUGAGUUGUUUUGAUUGUGUUCUUGAUCUGUAUCAAUUUUAUACCUCAUUUUGGAAACAUUUUGCCCAUGGCCAUGGGUUACUAGGGUUCGCUAGACUUCUUGUUUGUAACCUGCAGAAAGUUUUUAAGUGCAGGCAACUUUGCAUUCCCUAGGGCUACAUUUUGUUGUGGUAUAGGCAAAACUGGAAGCAAAACUAGAGCAAUGGAAGUUUCGGGUGGAAUUAUUGUAUCUGCUCUUUAUUCGGGCUUGUUGUCUGUAAGUACUUCGUGCAAGAACCUGUGUGAUCUCUCUGUAUGAUUAAAGCAAGAGAGGUCUUUCGGUGGGUGUAGACCUGUGUUCUCUUGCUAACUUUGUCAUGAGAUGCUUCGUGGCUGCUCUUGUAUUUGGAGAGUUAGCUAAAGAAAUGUUCGUGGGAGAAUGUUUCAAUUCUUA